Cladocopium goreaui is the source of this 289-nucleotide messenger RNA. The record is from the annotation of a GenBank genome assembly. NCBI's taxonomy places the organism in Eukaryota, Dinophyceae, Suessiales, Symbiodiniaceae.
GAUCAUCGACACCGGGGCCAGUGAACAAUUUUCUGGUCAUCCUUCGCUUGAAGUGUGUCCGUGCUUGACCCGCACACGUGGAGGAAGUGAUUCAUUUUGGAUCACAAGUCAUCGCCGGUUCUUGAACUUGAAGGAAAAGGCAUUGGUUAUGGGAUGGGAUCCAGCGACUUUGUCACCUGAGCCCUUAUCAUGUCGCCAGCUAGGUCAAGCCCUAGGAAACGCUUGGCCUUUACCAGUCAGUGCCCGGCUGGUGGGCCAGUUGAACAAUUUGAUGAAGUGGCAGCAAUGA